AUCUCUCUCCUUAGAAAGAAAAGAGAAAGAUUUCGCAACAGGACACUGCAGAGAAACAACACAGAUUUUCUCAGCUUCAAAUUAUCCCCCACCCCCUAAUCUUCUAAUAUUAUUAAUAUUUCCUGUUUCCUCUCUUUCCUCUGUCACUCGAUUCAUCAAAUCCCUUUUUUCCCCCUCAACCCCCAUUGUCACACCCCAUAUAACAACCCCUCCUCCCCUCCUUUUCUUCCCAUUCCUCAUCAGCUUCAAAACCCUUUGUUCCCUUUGUUCAUUUCAUGAUGUUUUAGCUUUGGUGUUGAAGUUUAGGGUUCUUAGUUGUUUUUGGUUCCAGGUUUUUAAGGGUUUUGAAAAUGGACAGUUACCAUCAUUUUGACAAUGGUGAUACACAUUUGCCUCCUGGUUUUCGUUUCCAUCCUACCGAUGAAGAGCUUAUUACUUACUACCUGUUGAAGAAAGUUCUUGAUAGUAGCUUUACUGGUAGAGCUAUAGCUGAAGUUGACCUUAACAAGUGUGAGCCUUGGGAACUUCCUGAGAAAGCAAAGAUGGGAGAGAAAGAGUGGUAUUUUUUUAGUUUAAGAGAUAGGAAAUACCCAACUGGGUUGAGAACUAACCGAGCUACUGAAGCUGGUUAUUGGAAAGCUACUGGGAAAGAUAGGGAGAUUUACAGCUCAAAGACGAGUGCACUUGUUGGGAUGAAGAAAACCCUUGUUUUUUAUAGAGGUAGAGCUCCUAAAGGAGAAAAAAGCAACUGGGUCAUGCAUGAAUAUCGCCUCGAAGGAAAAUUUGCUUACCAUUAUCUCUCCAGAAGCUCAAAGGAUGAAUGGGUUAUAUCCAGGGUUUUUCAGAAGAGUGGCUCCGGCAAUGGUGCAAGCAGCAGCAAUGGCGGCGGAGCAAGGAAGACUGGCCGUAUGAGUGCCUCCAUUGCUCUUUAUCAAGAACCUAGCUCUCCUUCCACCAUCUCCCUUCCACCUCUCCUUGAUCCCACCACCACUGCCGUUUCCCUCACCGACCGUGACAGCUGCUCCUACGACAGCCAUACACAAUCUGAGCACGUGUCCUGUUUCUCCACCAUUGCUGCUGCAGCUGCCUCCGCUGCUGCCACUUCCACAACCACCCCACAUCUCUUCCACCCGGGUUUCGACCUAGCAAUGCCACCACAAUCACCCCAAAUGAUGAACAACGGUUUUGAUUCAAUCUCAAGGUAUUCGCGAAAUCCCGGUGUUUCAGUAUUCCCUAGCUUGAGGUCUCUACAGGAGAAUUUGCAGUUCCCUUUCUUUUUCUCUCAGCCGACAAUGGCAGCAGCACCGCCACUUCACGGUGGUUCACCAUUGAACUUCGGCGCUGUAUCCGAGGAAGGUAACAACGGUUCCGGUGCUGGUGCUAAGAUAUCCAUUGGUCCAUCUGAGUUCGAUUGCAUGUGGACUUACUGAUCAAACUACAACUCGAGGAAUAUUUUUCAGCCAUUAAUGUGUGUGUGUGUGUGUCUUUUGGAAAAGAACUUUUUCUUCAAAUUAUCCAACUAUGUUGUCAUUAGGAUUAGGCGUAGAAUAGGACGGGUGAUUAGUGAUUAACGUCAGCUAAGAUUUCCCUUUCAUGUCUGUAAGAUUACCAUUAAUUAAUCUUAGUUUUGCUGGUUAAAAUGAUGGUGACUUAUGCAUGGUUGAUAAGUAUGUUUCAACUAUGAGAUCACAACAGUCAAUUUACCCCUUCCUCUUUUUUCCCCUUUCCCCGUCCAAAUC
This is a messenger RNA of Gossypium raimondii (Peruvian cotton), 1739 nucleotides long. Its product is annotated as protein CUP-SHAPED COTYLEDON 2. Bases 351 to 1430 code for a protein of 359 amino acids. The record is from RefSeq and is a predicted model, not a curated record. Lineage: Eukaryota; Viridiplantae; Streptophyta; Magnoliopsida; Malvales; Malvaceae. Gene Ontology annotation, biological process: regulation of DNA-templated transcription. The transcript has 3 exons. Gene Ontology annotation, molecular function: DNA binding.